AGGCCUGGGCGCGCGAUGGGGCGGGGGAGUCCAUCCGGCGGGCGGCGCGCGGCGAGUGGACGCGCACGGCUGGCGGAACGCAGGCAGCGCCGAGGGCAGCCAGGCGAACGCUGGGGCUUCGGCGGCGCCUGUCGGAGGCGGGGCAGGAAGGCCCGUGCAGCGCCUUAACCUCGCCGGGCGUGGGGAGAGGGCUCGGCCCGCGGUUCCCGCUGGGGGUGGCCCCCCACCCCAGGCCUCUUCAGAGGACACGUGUCAGUACUUUGUCGUCUCACCCCAUGUCAUAGCCCCUCCCCCAGGUCUGGGACCCCCCCCCCGUCCGUCAGGCUCCGUUAUCCCCAGGCCCAACCCCCCGCUGACCCGCGCGCGGUUCCGGCCGGAUCCCUCUCCUCCCUGGCCCGUCUCCCUGGGCGGCGAGCGGCCCGGCCCCCGCAGAAGACACUCGUCAGCACGUUCUCACCCCUGUCAUCUCAUCCCUCUGCAUAACUCACCCCAGGCUUAGGGACUCCGGCCCAUUGUCCCCGGACCCAGCCCCUCGCUGAACGCAGGCUCGGCCCUAGCCCCCGCCCGGCGCGUCUCCGGCAACACGCCGCGACCCGGGAUGCAGCCCACAAGCUGGGCGACCGUCAGGGAGGCGGCGGGCCGUGACGUGCUGGCUGCCGACCUCCGCUGCAGCUUCUUCGCCUCGGCCCUGCAGAGCUACAAGCGCGACUCUGUACUGCGGCCCUUCCCCGCAUCCUAUGCCCGCCAGGACUGCAAGGAUUUUGAGGCCCUGCUUGCAGAUGCCACUAAGUUACCCAACCUGAAAGAACUUCUCCAGUCCUCAGGAGACAAAGACACAUGGGCCUGGGACCUGGUGAGCUGGAUUUUAUCCUCAAAGGUCCUGACAAUCCACAGUGCAGGAAAGUCAGAGUUUGAAAAGAUCCAAAAGCUGACUGGUGCCCCUCACACGCCUGUCCCCGUGCCGGACUUCCUGUUUGAAAUUGAGUACUCCGACCCAGCCAACGCCAAAUUUUAUGAGACCAAAGGAGAACGAGACCUAAUCUACGCCUUCCAUGGGAGCCGCCUGGAAAACUUCCAUUCCAUCAUCCACAAUGGCCUGCACUGCCACCUGAACAAGACAUCCUUGUUCGGGGAAGGGACCUACCUCACCAGUGACUUGAGCCUGGCUCUCAUUUACAGCCCCCAUGGCCAUGGGUGGCAGCGCAGCCUCCUGGGCCCCAUCCUUAGCUGUGUGGCCGUGUGCGAGGUCAUCGACCAUCCAGACGUCAAGUGCCAAACGAAGAAGAAGGAUUCCAGGGAGAUAGAUCGCAGGAGAGCGAGGAUCAAGCACAGUGAAGGGGGAGACAUCCCUCCAAAGUACUUUGUGGUCACCAAUAACCAGCUCCUGCGAGUGAAGUACCUGCUGGUGUACUCACAGAAGCAGCCCAAGAGGGCUUCAAGCCAGCUCUCCUGGGUUUCCAGCCAUUGGUUCACGGUCAUGAUAUCCCUGUAUCUGCUGCUGCUGCUUAUAGUGAGUGUCAUCAACUCCUCAGCUUUCCAACACUUUUGGAAUCGCGUGAAGAGAUGAUCUUUCUGGGCCUGGUGUGGGGACCACCGCAACCACGUGCCUUAUGAUAACUUGUUCUGUCCCUCCCGGGCCUCACAUCCAGCUAGGUCAAGCCUGGGGGCCAGUUGGGGACCACAGGACAAUUUUUAUAUGCCAUAAAUGUAUCAAUUGCCUUUGAUGAUGCUCUCAGCCACACUCUAGUCAACGGAGGCUACUGGCCCCUAACUCUUAGGUUUUGGGGGAGAUUUCCUGUCUGCGCCUUCCUAAAUAGUCUUAGGGAGUUGUCUUUUUUGCCAGGGCCAAAGGAGAAAGUCCUGCUGCAUUUAAAAACAAAGUGUCCAGGCUGUCAGUGGGGUGUUUACAAUUGCUUCUGGCGGACGUUGGCCCUUCUCUAAUGCCUUCUGGAAGGCGGAAAUGUGUAGUGGGGACUAUAAAUCACUAGGCGGUUGCCUUGUUUUGACUUGAGAUACCCGAGAGGAACAGUCAUGUUUCCCAUAAAAAUCGGUGGGAUUGUUUUGAAUUCCAUCAGCCUUUGUAUGUGAGUGCAAAACACUUUCACAGUUUUCUCACAUUAACAGAGAGCCUUCUGCUACAGCUGUAACCCCUCUGCCCCAACCAUGGAUGAGAAAGGAAGGAGUCAGAGAACGGAUAGAAAACAAAGAGCAAAUCAAGUCAUCUUUUUCUAAAAAUUACCAACUGCUGAUUACAGCUGAAAUGGAACCAAAUGUUUGUUUUCUAAUUUUUUUUUUUUAAGUAGCUGUUUGACAAAUUAGUCUUUGUGAGCUGAGUAAAAGGGGAAAUUUCUAAACCUAGAGCACCAUUUGGCCAGUGUCCACAGCCUCUUUCCUGGCCGUAUUUUAGAGAGAAGGAUUUGAGCUGUAGGCCUGCCUCCUGCUCUCCUUCUCACGAACCUGCCUUGAUUGUGGCCUGUUAGCCACAGGUGCCACACUGCAGGCCUUCUGUGGGCAGCUGGCCUUUGAGAUAGAGGCCUGCCUCAGUGUGCCACGGAUGUGUGUGGGCUGAGCCUCCCUCACAGGGCCCGCAAGUCUCUGGGACUCAGCCUGGGCUUUAAAUGUUCAGGGAAAGCCUCAGGCUGCUCAGAGAGCCCUGGUUCUACCUGCUGUAUUCUCUGCCCCUCCUUCCUGCCCCGUGUCAGCUGUCACGGAGCCCUAUCUGAUUUAGGGGGGAGAUUUCUGUAAAGAAUGUGGAAAUUCACUUUUCUAUAAUUUGUGAGGUUGUGAAAAAGCCACUAUCCUGGUUUUUACAUUGAAUAUUGGAGCAUUUCAGAGAUAAUAAAGGUAUUUUCCUAAUUUC
Aethalodelphis obliquidens (Pacific white-sided dolphin) is the source of this 2860-nucleotide messenger RNA. RefSeq names its product poly(ADP-ribose) polymerase family member 16 (gene PARP16). The transcript has 6 exons. NCBI's taxonomy places the organism in Eukaryota, Metazoa, Chordata, Mammalia, Artiodactyla, Delphinidae. Bases 599 to 1567 code for a protein of 322 amino acids. The record is from RefSeq and is a predicted model, not a curated record. Gene Ontology annotation, molecular function: NAD+ poly-ADP-ribosyltransferase activity.